CUCACAAUUUCUCUCCCUCUACGGCUUACGCCGACCUGAUCUACUUCCAAGAAUCACGACCGUGCUGUUACUUCUCUUCCUCGCUGGCGCAGCGCUGCUGAUCUCAUCCCUUGCGCACAUCAAAAGAAGAUUCUUAAAGCAAGAUAGUGAUAACUCUGGAUAUGCAUCACAGGGAAGGACUACCAUGACAUGAAAUAAUAGAAAUAAGGUUUGAAGAACUAUGUUUCAAGCAUUGGAUCUCAAGGCAUUUAUUGUCAGAGCACGUGUUCUUAAGCUCUAUAGGCGUGCUUUAAGAACUGCUCGUCGUGCCCCUCCUCAUUCAAGAGAUGAUCUCAGGCUGACAAUUAGGCUUGAAAUGGAGAAGAACAGGCAUUGUGAUGACCAACAGAAAAUUCGAUUCCUGAUCAGUGAAGGAUUGCAGAGACUGAAGGUUCUUGAUGAAAUGCUUGAGAUGCAGGGCCACGGUUAACUCCAGGUAAUUUUUUGAGAGCCUUACCUUAUAUGAUUAUUAUUUAUUCAUUUCUAUAUAGUUUUAUGUGGAUUUGUGGUUGUGUAGCCAGAAAAUAAGAAUAUUUGCAUGGUUAUAAUAUGACAAGGUUAUUUCUGUUAUUUUGAUA
Molecule: messenger RNA, 617 nt
Organism: Phalaenopsis equestris
Lineage: Eukaryota; Viridiplantae; Streptophyta; Magnoliopsida; Asparagales; Orchidaceae
Exons: 3
Coding region: 221-469 (82 amino acids)
Cellular component (GO): mitochondrion
Source: RefSeq, a predicted model, not a curated record